UCAAAAUGGCGGCGGCAAAUACACUGUGUUUAUUUUUCUUGUUUAUAUUUUAAUCGGUUGCUAUUUCCACUUCUUAGACGUAUAAAGCUUUGACUUUUUCUAUUUUUCUUACACAUCUAACAUGGAUUCCUCAAUAAACAAAUUCCAGAUUGUAUUUUUGAUAGACGGUAACCUUGCAACGUGCGAGGAGUGUAAUCAUUCAAGUGAAAUUUCAAUGAUAGUUACUCGAACUUUGUUAUUCCUAACUGAAACUUGUAAACAAUCUAAGCCCUAUUAUGAUGGGAUACCUAAUAGCAAUGGAUUGGGUAUAGAUCUAGGAGUACAACAAAGUACAAAGGCAGAAAUCCAAUGGGGAUUUAAAAUGUUUAACUCUGCUGUUUCUGUUCUUAAGAAAAUACCUAAUAACACUAAAUUUGAACAUUUCAAUGAAGAAUCAGUAAAAAACUUUGAAAAAGAACUAGAUGUAGCAUUUAAAACUAUGCUCUUAAAGCCGUUAAGUAGUGGGAAUUCCUCAAAAGUAUUGUCAUCAACAAGAUUGUCAAGCAGCCAUGCAUAUGAUGCAUCUAGCUUUUUGUCGAAAGCACUGACUGAAAUUGUACAUGAUUUCAACUGGAUUGAAAAUGAAACACCCAACUACAACUUUGACACAUCUCCUGUUUCUAGAUCUAGAUCUACUAGGAAAAGAGUAAAUAUUGAAACAGAUGAAAAUAAUGUGAAAAAAAUUGUAUUUCUACUAUCAAGAUCACCAUCAUCUCAAAAAGGAUUGCGAAGAUUCUCAAAUAAAUUGAUAAUGGAUGCUGAAAUAUUUUUGGAUUCAUUUAUGUCACCAGCUUUGCUUAAUGAAUAUCAGAAUAAAUUUAAAAUCUCUUUAUACUGGAUUGAUAUGGCAUCACAAAUCUGCAAAUCCAUCCUCGAAAUGGAAUGUAAUGAAAAGAAUGAUACUAAAGUGAGAACAAUUAUAAAAGAAACAUUCAAGAUGUUGGGAGGAAAUUUUUUGUCCAAAUAUGACAUUCUUAGGGAUAUUCCUGCAAGUAAAGAGAAUUUCUUUGAAAAAGAUGUUCAUUUGACAUCAAUGCAAAAUUUUUUCAACCUCUUACCUGUGGAAGUUUAUCUUUCUCAACUCAUAAAAAAAAAUAGCUUGACUAGUGAUUCUCCGCAGGUUUCAUUUUCUGGACCAAGAUUAAAUGAAUUUGAUGUACAGUUGGUGCCACUGACUAAAGAGCUUGAAACCAGGGGAAAAUCCAUAGAUAAAUCUUUGGAUCUAAAACAGGCCAAAAUAAGUUGGAUGGGUUGUGUGCCACAUAAAGAUGUUGUCCAUCUCUUGACCACUAAGAUUAUUACCUCUUACAUCCUGGACUGUAAGAAAAGUGAUCAACUUCUUCACCUGCACAGUUUGCUUCAACAAAGCCUAACACUGGGGGUGCUAACCAUAAAACUUGCUGACCAUGAUACUGUUUAUACUGCAAUCCUGCAACCAUUUACCAGUGGUAUUGCAAUUUUGUCGUUGUUAAAUAUGCCAGAGAGUUUCCAUGGAGAACAUAAGAUUCUAAAACCAGCAUUUGAGGGCCACAAGAAGGAAACAUUUGAGGACUUCAAGUCUCGGCUGAUAAACAAAUCACUUAGGGAGGGACAAUGUGAACAACAAAAAGUAAGAUCAGAACCUAAUGUGGUGCAAGCAGAUACAGUUUACCAGUCUCAUUAUCUGAAUUCUUGGUAUAUGCCUGGUAGUUUGGCUAACAUGUCUUCAUUGAUUUCAAAACUUAAUUUAAGCUCUGGAAGUCUAGAAAGUACUUCCAUGGUAAAUAAAGCUUUCUUUAAAGAACUGCGGAAACAUUACAUAAAAGAAAAACAGCCUCCAGAGAUAGUUCAACAUUAUCAGCCUUCAACUAGUACACCUCUCUGUGCUGUUCGAAAGAAAAAAGCAGAUUCUGGUGACUCUGAAGCAAGUUCAAGGUCAUCUAAGCCCAAUAUGCGCACGCUUAGGUCGUCAACACUUAGUCGUGGUAGAAUGAUGGUGGACAAAGCCAUGAGUUCCAGUAUUCAGACUGUUGGAGAUACUGAUACCAGUCUACAGUCAGCACCUUGCAGUCCUGAUAGAAGAUCUUGUAACUCCAAUGGCUUUAUAGAUACAGAUUUUAAAAGUGAAGCAGACUUAAAAAACUAUCUAGUGAAACAGUAUGAACAAGUGUUGUCUGCUGGGAUAGCUGUUGAGAGUACAGUGAGAGUCAUGGUGAGCGUUGCCACUGGCUACAUGAACAGCCUCCAAUACAGCAACCCAGAAAAGUGUGCUGCAGCCCUUGUAAAGAAAUAUUUGGUGAAGACUUGUAAAGAAUUAAAAGACAAGUACACACAGAAUACUGACAGAAAUAGGAAGAUAGCAGAGUAUAAAUUACAAGUGCUACUUUUACUUGAACUAGAAUUUGUGACCAGGAAUGAUGAAGCAGAUCAUGAUGCUGUUCUAAAUGAGCUCAUUCUGUUAUUGAGGGGACUCAUGUUUGUCACAGACUCCAAGUAUUUGAAUGACUUUCUCUCAGAGGUUCUUAUUGUCAGCUAUGCCGUGGCUCUACCAAAACUUCUGACUGAUGUGUAUGAUGAGCUUAUGUUGCCUCUGCCUCCUGCUCUGUCCAAGUUUGCUUCCCCUGUUUCCUCCAAAGCCCCAAUGUCUGUGUUGAACGAGGACAGCUUUAUGUCUGCACCAAGCUCCACCCAGCCAUCUUCUCAUCUCUCUGACCAGGCAUCCCAGCCAGCAAGAUCAAGAUUCAAACAACAUCCAAGUAUUUCAGAUUUUCGCCAUUCAAAACAGAUUCUAGUCAAACCUAAACAAAAGGCAGAGCCAAAAAGUUCAACCAAAGAGAAAGUGAAAGUAAAAAUUCGUAGUUCCCGCAGGAGACAAACUGUCUCUUCAGUGCCUCCUGAGGUUGGUAGAGCAAAAAGAAAUUUGUUUUCUGACCAAAAAAGAGUCAGUCAAACUGUAUCAAAGGAGGAAGCCAAACGAAGUUAUAAGAAAAGAUCAAAACAUUCAGGGAAGCCAAAGACUUUAGUUCUUGGAACACCAUCACACAAACAGACAUCUCAAAGGUUUUUACGUCAGCAGGAGCGAAGAAGGAAGAGUGAGAAUUUUAACCCUGAUGUCAAAGUUAUUGCAGAGUCCCCACUUAAAGCUGAUGAUGAUCCAUCCCUGGCAUCUGCUCUCACUAAAUCAGCUGGACAUUUAUUAAGAGAAUCAUUUUACUCCUCCAGCUCACAGCCAUCCAGAAAUUUCAGUCGUUCCCUCGAACUCUCACAGAAAAGCUCUAAUCAAAUCAAUCUUUCUCAAGAAAGCCAGUUCCUCUUGUCACGGUCCCAAGGCACUCUGUCCAGUGCUUUAAGAGGAGAUUCACCCAACAUUUCACCAAAGACAAGGUUUAUAAAAUCUUUCUUUGCUUCCCCUUCCCCUGAACACAAGACAAAAUCUUUACUAAGGCGCUCUCCACGAAAGUCAGCCAAGAGAUUAGAAUUCAAAGAAUCAGCUGGCAGAGCAAGUACCGGUACUGAAAAUGUCCAUUUGAUAUUUGAUGGGGAAAAUGCGAAUGACUUUAAUCUGUUAACUAGUCCUACAAAGAGGAGAUGUUAUGGAGCCACGGGGUAUAAGACUCCAGAGAAACAGAACAAGAUGCUUCAAUGGGACACUGCUUCUUGCCCUCCACUCAUGGUAACUCCUGAUAAAAAACCAUCUUGUAUUGCUGAUGAGUUGGGAUUUAAAAAUGCCAUCUCAAAAAGUGAAGACAGGCGGCAAGCAGAAACAAAAACUCCUGUUAAAAAUAUGGUUUUACGUUUGACCCCAACAAGAAAACAGAAUAUAACAGGCGAAUUUUCCACACCAAUUAAAGGUUCAGGACCAACUUUUUCUGCAAAUUCUAUAACACUUAGUAAUCAUUUAUCAAGCCCAACUAAAAGUACAGCAAGAUUACUUCCUAUGACCAGCUUUCAAUUCACUCCAAAGAAAGGUGGACCCCAUGAACAUACUACUCCCAAAAAGCAGCAUGCACUUGUCCACACCUCUGUAGACAAGCUUGCUACUCCUAGUAAAGUUAAAUUUUCAAGCACUGAUCUUGCUGGCCCCACAUUUGAAAGAAUUCCACCUCGAACAGAGACAGCCACACCUAUAAAAUCCAUCCUCAAAAACUCCCCACUAAUGAAGGAGAAACUUGCCAAAGCUGCCCGUAGGGUUGAACUGCAAGCUGUUACCACACCAUUGAAAUCUUUUACCUUUGCAGAGAGAAGCCAACCAGAGAAUAAAACUCCAAAACCGCAAAUCUUUAGCCGACUAGAACAGGGCUAUGCUUCACCUGAGGCUGGGAAAUCCUUUUCUCCAAGCAGAUCUCAAGAUGUUUUUGGAAGAGGUAGUGCUCCUGCUGCUGUAACCAUACGCACACCUUCACCGAGGUGCAAAGGAAAGUCGGACUCUAUCAACACAUGGGCUCGUAGGAAGAAGUGCAGCACCAAGCAAUACUCCCCUCCAUCUAAUUCUGCAUCAUCUCCAGCUAAGUCCUUUCUGAGUACUUCUUUGUAUCUGCCAAACCCACAUCAUGCUUUAAAAGAGAUGCCAAAUACUGAGCCGCAAGACACCCCUAAAAAAUCAGGGUCUGUUAGUGCACCUAAACAUGCCAGAAAAAGAAGUUUGUUUCUCUCGGAUGAGGUGGUAGGGUCUCCUAGCAAGAGGCUCAAGAAGUCAGCAGAAGGCUCACCUCCCAAAUCAUCAUCACUUGUGAAAACAGAUACCAUAACUUUUAACCCAGGGAGUAGUCCCCAGCUCUUUGAGGAUGAGAAAGACAAUGAUUCUUACAUGCCAGACUUUCAGCCCUGUUCUUCUUCAGUAUUUUCCCAAUCCAGCCAGUUGUCAGGCGGCUCUCUCUCCCAGUCUUUAGGCUUUGUCCACUGUGUAAUGACUCCUGUCAAACGAAUGACACGCAACUCUUCAGCGGCUGCGGAUGAAGGAAGUCAAGGCUUUCCUGUUGCUCUGCCAAUCAGCCAGUUACAAGAUCAAUGUAUUAAAACUGACAGGCUAACUGCAGACACUCCUCCUAAAGCUGCCAAUGUUCAGUCUGACUUGGUCAACCCAGACAAGAAACAUUUCUCACCCAUGCUAUCCCAUAAUGGCUUACGGACACUCAUUGCAUCUCCUCUGCUGUCUCCAUCUUCUAGCAGCCACAACAUUUCUAAAUCAAUUCAUUCCAAGUCCAGAAAACAUUUAGACCUUCAGUAGAGCUUUUGCGUUUUAUGUGUUCAUGUCAUUGUAAGCAAAAACAGGAAAUGAUUUUUAAUGUAAUGCCUAAUGUAAAAUGUAUUCAGAUUUAUACAUAUAUAUUUUGCAUCACAGUUCUCAGUUUGAUUUCUACCAAACUGUAUUAUACAAUUAGUCAUUUUUUUUUCUACUUCAUAGGAUCAGUAUUCUAGUAACCAGGAUUUCAUUGAAAUGAAAUAAAAUAACUAUUUCUGUAUCUCUAGGCAUUUUGCGUCUCUCAGGGACGAUUUUUUCCCUUUGCAACUUCUUGUGUGACUAAAGAGGCCAAUCCUUGAUGCACAGCUGCGAUCGCAGGUUGGGCAUAUGUAAUCACCAGGCGCCGUUGCAUUUUCACCCUUCUUUCUACUUCUGUUGUGUAUGACUUCUGCAAUCCGUGACCCUUCUUUUAUGAUCUCUCUCCAUGUGGAUCUAUCCAGUGCCACCUCUUCCCAGCUGCUAGUGUCGAUUUUGAAGAGUUUCAUGUCGCGUUUGCAUACAUCCGACGGUAUAACGUAAAAGUGGGCGACCAGCGGCUCUCCUGCCUUCUAUUAGGUCGCCAUACAGAAUGUCCUGUGGAAGUCGACCUACUGGCAUUCUACGAACGUGGCCAAGCCAGCCAAGGCGUCUGCUGCUGAUAACAGAGCGGAUGUCUUGGCAUCCUGCUCUUCGAAGCACUUCCUCAUUGGUUAUUUUAUCUUGCCACUUUAUUUUAAAGAUCCGCCUUAGGCAUAGGAGGUGGAAGACAUUCAGCUUUUUUUCCUGCCAUGAGUAGGUUGACCAUGUUUCACUUCCGUACAGCAAAGUGCUCAACACACAGGUCCGGUAGACUAGGGCUUUAGUACUGUUAGUCAGCAAUAUGUUGUCCAAGACUCUUUUCUGCAACCGUGACAUGGUGGCCAUUGCCUUGGCUAUCCUGUUGUUUAUGUCUUCAUCCAGUAGAGUGUUGUUGGAUAUGAUGGAGCCAAGGUAACAAAAGUGAUCAACAAUUUCUAGUGGUUAGCCAUUAAUGCUUACUUGAGGUGCAGUGUUUAUAUUUUGGACAAGUAUCUUAGUCUUGCUUUGACUGAUGUUGAAGCCGAACUUCUGGCAAGCAGCAGAUAGUUUGUCAACCAGGGACUGUAUACUGCAUGUAUAAUUUAUGGCACAUUGGGAGCUAGUCAUUCUGCUAAUAAAAAUGGAUACUUUUUUUUUUUUUUGUUUGAACUCACAAUGAGUCAAAUAUGAAAGUGAAGUGAGUUAUCAUUAUUGCUAUUCCUGGUCUGUUAGAGAGCUGUUAUAGUUAAUGUUGAGAUAACAUUUCUCUCGAAAGUCAAUGCUACACUACCAUGCCUCUUUGUCAUAAAAAAAAAAAAAGAAAGACUUUUUAAAGUUGUAUUUCUCUGCUUUGAAACAUUGGCUACAAAAGUUGUUUGUGAGUACCAGUUCCCACAGUGGAGCGAUAGGAAGAAAUCCCAUGGACUAAUGCAGAGACUGUGACAUUGUGUCUCGACACAAAGAACUACUGGAACGAUGAGAUGUAAACAUUGUUGAACACUAUACACUUCACUCAGUAACCUUUGACCUUUAAUUAACGCGCGCUGCUCUUCUCAGUGACAAUCCAGAGUAUUUUCUCGUGCCAUUUUUUGUACAACUUUUUGUUUUUGUUUCUGCUUAUUUGUAAACAGAGCAUACGUCUCCUACCCUAUAGACACAAUUUCUAGUUUUAAUGUCUGUAGGUUGAACAGUAUUUUUUAUGUUUUAAAAAUCAAAUGGACAACGAUUUUUUUUGUUUUGUUUUAUAGUCUGUAAAUAAUAAUAAUAUGGUGUCAUUCGA
Molecule: messenger RNA, 7076 nt
Organism: Biomphalaria glabrata
Lineage: Eukaryota; Metazoa; Mollusca; Gastropoda; Planorbidae
Exons: 17
Coding region: 122-5245 (1707 amino acids)
Biological process (GO): mitotic G2 DNA damage checkpoint signaling; regulation of DNA-templated DNA replication initiation; DNA replication
Cellular component (GO): nucleus
Molecular function (GO): chromatin binding
Source: RefSeq, a predicted model, not a curated record